GCUGAUUUUGGGAAUCAGACUUGGUUGAAUGAAAACCCAACAGCAACCAGCAAUGGUAAUAAACCGUCCGAUUAUGCCUGCCUGAUCAAUAGCGUACAAUGCAUGACUCCCUAUCAUAGCCCACUGGGAGUACGCUCAGAAUUGUUUCUUCUUCUGGUCAGUCUGUUGUGUUAUUCGACGUCGCAGGAAUCCAAAAAGGGGUUGAACUAGGACCAAACGCGGUGGUAACGUUGGGUGAUGUGUGCUGCAUGAAUCGUAUGGAUCAACACCAGAUUGAGUCUUCAGGGAUUUUGUGUGCAGUCGCUGGUGGUCAGCUGUUAUGUGGUCGUGACAGCUCGUUAAUUCUGGCCAGAGUUUGACAUACAGAUGCAGUAAUAAUACCGUGGAGAAACGUUUUUGGAGGAUGCUCUGGCUUUUGUGUGUGUUUAAACGUCGAAUCUUUCUCUCCUCCGCUGGUCAAUGAAAGCGCGUGAGGGUCGGGAUGUGACGGUUUCGCAAUUAGGAUGUAACCAACCAAGCAUCGACAAGGCUGCAAUGAGAUACACAGGUUCAGUUCUAGCCCUGAAGGAGACGCUCAACUGAUGUAGCGUUGACGUCGACAUGGGAUUGUCCCCCACAUCAUCACCUUUUUUCUUAUAAUUCAUUUUACAUCAAGGCAAAAGAAAGUGCUUGGGGAGGUAUUACAGAUUCACAGCAUGAUAGAUGUUGGUAUGGCCAACUAUAGGAGUUGUAUAGUCUUUUCAUUCCAUGGCCUUGGCCUAUAAUUAACAACAUUUCUGCAUACAGAGUUUAUAUUUGGAUUAUAAUGAAUGAUGUAAAACGAAGUCCUCCUGGAAAUGUAUUCGACACUAGAGAUGUGUUUGUUGUUACAGCAUAUGUCCCAGAUGACGUCCUAUUUAAUUGUUUUUAAGUGAUUUUCAAGAGCAUUUUGCCAUCUGCGGCCAAAGUUAUCCCCAGUCAUCAAUAGGCCUAUGCGUCACAUUUUCAAAAGUAUCAUGGACAUACAUUUUCCCUAUCAUAAUGGACAUUUAACUGGACACAUUUAAUUGACUUCAUCAUCCUCUGAAUUCAGUCAUCACGGAUUUCUCAGGAAUGUCAUAGACCUGUCAUUUAAGAGAACAUUGUGACAAUGUAACAACAUUGUAACAAGAACAGUACAUUUGUGCGAAUUUGGAUUUAAAGGAGACUAUAAGCAGGCACGUGUGUGGUCCUGUGUGUUGCUUUUUUCGUUGACUUUUAUCUGAUAAAUAUAAUGUCCAGAUCUAACAGCGUGAGCCCGCCCGGAGUCGGUGCGCCUGGGCUGAGGGGAGGGACUGAGCUCAGAUCUGCUUGGGGCGAGUCUGAGUCUAUUGCAAACGGAUGUCCAUACUCGGCUAGAUCUCCGAGCAAAAAACUCGCCCGGUCGAACAGCAGAUGGAGGGAAGGAGAUGAUGAUCCCGACCAGCAGCCCGGACCAGGACGAGCCACGACAACGGUUAGCAGGGUCAGUUUUAGGUCUAGAUCUGCGUGGCAAGAGCAUGGGACUGGGGAAGAGAGCCGAAACAACAACCGAUCUUCCCCAAGGCACGCAGAUGGAGCCGGGGAAGUGAGACCCAAAUCGGUGGAGUUGGGCUUGGACGACCGGAGAGUGAAGGGUUCCAAACCCGAGGAGGAACUCAUGCCUGAAGUUCACCUUUCCAUGGUUGCGUGCUGCAGCAGCGCGAUGCAGAUUUUCAGAUCCAAGAAAUUCCAAUCGGAGAAGUUGGAGAGGCUGUACCAGCGUUACUUUUUCCGGCUCAACCAGAGCAGUUUGACCAUGCUCAUGGCCGUUUUGGUGCUCGUGUGCGCGGUCAUGCUGACAUUCCAUUGCGCGGGGGGAGUAUGCAGGAUAACUUACGUGGUGGUCUUUUCCUUGGCCAUCUUACUUAUCCUCAUAUUGAUGGUGGUGUGCAAUCGGAACGGGUUUCAUCAGGACCACAUGUGGAUAGUCUGUUAUGUGGUCAUUCUAGUCGUGCUGGUUGUACAAGUGAUCGGGGUGCUGCUUGUGCAGCCGCAAAGUGCUUCUGAAGGAAUUUGGUGGACGGUGUUCUUUAUCCAUGUCAUCUACACGCUGCUCCCGGUUCGGAUGCGGGCUGCGGUUAUCACUGGAGUUAUACUGUCUACCAUCCAUGUGGCCGUGUCUUGGAAGUUAAACGAAAGGGAUGCCUUUAUAUGGAAGCAGAUAGUGUCCAACGUCCUGAUCUUCUCCUGUUCUAACAUCGUGGGCGUGUGUACCCACUACCCAGCCGAGGGCUCCCAGAGACAAGCCUUCCAGGAGACCAGGGAGUGCAUCCAAGCUCGCCUCCACUCACAGAGGGAGAACCAGCAGCAGGAGCGUCUCCUGCUCUCCGUGCUUCCCCGUCAUGUUGCCAUGGAGAUGAAAGCUGAUAUUAACGCUAAGCAGGAAGACAUGAUGUUUCACAAGAUCUACAUCCAGAAGCACGACAACGUCAGCAUCCUGUUUGCGGACAUCGAGGGGUUUACCAGUCUGGCGUCCCAGUGUACUGCCCAGGAGCUGGUGAUGACACUCAAUGAACUUUUCGCCCGCUUCGACAAGCUGGCCGCGGAGAACCACUGCCUGCGUAUUAAGAUUCUUGGCGACUGCUACUACUGUGUGUCUGGGCUGCCAGAGGCCCGGGCCGACCACGCAUCCUGCUGUGUGGAGAUGGGUGUGGACAUGAUCGAGGCCAUCUCGCUCGUGAGAGAGGUCACAGGGGUCAAUGUGAACAUGCGUGUGGGCAUCCAUAGCGGCAGGGUCCACUGUGGGGUACUGGGACUCAGGAAGUGGCAGUUUGACGUGUGGUCCAACGAUGUCACGUUAGCUAAUCACAUGGAGGCUGGGGGCGCGGCAGGGCGUAUCCACAUCACCAAGGCCACUCUGAACUACCUGAAUGGAGACUAUGACGUGGAGCCAGGAUCAGGAGGAGAGAGGAACGUCUAUCUGAAGAGGCACAACAUCGAAACCUACCUCAUCGUGGGCUGCAGCCAGAAAAGGAAAGAAGAGAAGGCGAUGAUAGCCAAAAUGAACCGUCAGCGCGCCAACUCUGUCUCCCACAACACGGGCCACUGGACCGACCGACCUUUCUACAACCACGGAGGAAACCAGAUCUCCAAGGAGAUGAAGAGGAUGGGAUUUGAAGACCCCAAGGACAAAAAUUUCAUUUUCAGAAACACACAGGAAAACCUGAACCCAGAGGACGAGGUGGACGAGUUCCUAGGAAGAGCCAUCGACGCCAGGAGUAUCGACCGGCUACGCUCCGAACACGUCAAGAAGUUCCUGCUGACCUUCAGAGAACCAGACCUGGAGAAGAAGUACUCCAAACAAGUGGACUCCAGAUUUGGAGCAUACGUGGCCUGCGCCUCUCUUGUCUUCCUCUUCAUAUGUUUCAUCCAGAUUGUCAUUGUACCACACUCCACUCUGAUGAUUGGGUUCUACACCACCUGUCUGAUCAUCCUGGUGGCUGUCAUGUUUGUCUCAGCAGUCUACUCCUGCUUUGGGUUUUUCCCGGUGCCUCUCCAGACCUUGUCCAAGAGGAUCGUCCAGUCCAGACUCAACAGCACCCUGGUGGGAGUCUUCACCAUCAUCCUGGUCUUUCUCUCUGCCUUCAUCAACAUUUUCACCUGCAGUACUGGAGACCUGAGGACUUGUCUGAGCUGGGAGCUGAACAUCAGUCGCAGCAGUGUGAACGCCUGCCAUGCACGCAGCCUCAACUACACCCUCGAAUCACUAGACGGCUUCUGUGGCAGCCCCUCACCCAACUGCAACUUCCCUGAGUACUUCUCUUCCUGUGUGUUGUUGAGCCUGCUGGCCAGCUCAGUCUUCCUGCAGGUCAGCAGCAUAGGUAAACUCCUACUCAUGCUCUUCAUCGAGAUCUUCUACGUCCUCAUCAUGGAAGUGCCAGAGGUCAGCCUGUUCGACAACGUAGACCUGCUGGUCAUGGCCAACACUAUAGAGCACAUAAAUGGAACAAGCUGUGUGAUGGACUCUAAGGUCCCUCUGAAGAUCAUGACUCCUGUAGUCAUCACUGUUUUCGUCCUGGCCUUGUAUCUACACGCCCAGCAGGUGGAGUCCACAGCCAGACUCGACUUCCUCUGGAAACUACAGGCCACAGAGGAGAAAGAGGAGAUGGAGGAGCUACAGGCCUACAACCGUCGCCUCCUGCACAACAUCCUCCCCAAAGACGUGGCCGCCCACUUCCUGGCGCGGGAGCGUCGGAACGACGAGCUCUACUACCAGUCCUGUGAGUGUGUGGCCGUCAUGUUCGCCUCCAUCUCCAACUUCUCUGAGUUCUACGUGGAGCUGGAAGCCAACAACGAGGGAGUGGAGUGUCUCCGGCUGCUCAACGAGAUCAUCGCAGACUUUGACGAGAUCAUUAGUGAGGACCAGUUCCGCCAGCUGGAGAAGAUAAAGACCAUCGGCAGUACCUACAUGGCUGCCUCUGGCCUCAACGACUCUACCUACGACAAGGAAGGCCGCUCACACAUCAGAGCCCUGGCAGACUACGCCAUGCGACUCAUGGAUCAGAUGAAGUACAUCAACGAACACUCCUUCAAUAACUUCAAGAUGAAGAUAGGUCUGAACAUGGGUCCAGUGGUGGCUGGAGUGAUCGGGGCCAGGAAGCCCCAGUAUGAUAUCUGGGGGAAUACCGUCAACGUUGCCAGCCGCAUGGACAGCACUGGUGUACCUGACAGGAUCCAGGUGACCUCUGACCUGUACAAUGUGCUGAACUCCUAUAACUACACACUAGAGUGCCGAGGCCUGGUCAAGGUGAAGGGUAAAGGAGAGAUGCAGACCUACUUCCUCACUGGAGGACCUCCCAGCAGUUAACACCCAGGGUGUGUCUGAAAUGGCACACUAUUCCAUGUAUAGUGCACUACUUUGACCAAGGCCCCAUAGGUCUCUGGUCAAAAGUAGUGCACUACAUAGGGAAUAGGGUGCCAUUUCAGAUGCAGCCUAUUCAAAAGCAGCCCCAGUAACGGACUGACACUGGCGCAGGAGAAGUAGAAGGGGGGGCUGUUGGACUAAAAGGGGCUAACCCCCAAGCCUUUGACGAGCAGGUUCAUAGACCUGUGUUAGCUUGGGGAACUGACUGCCCCCCACCCAUACACCUUUUCCUACAUUUAGCCCCUCCCUACCUGCACAGGUUAGCCUCCGAUUGGCCCAGAGUGAAGGAGACCCCACUCAGCAUCCUCUCGGAUUGGGGGAAAGAGACAGAGGGAGGGGCCAAGAGGGCAUGGGUUCGCUGAGGAGACCAAAGAAGUCCCAUCAGACUGCAGAAGACAGACACAUUAUGACAGCAGUCUCUCACAGUCUUAUUCCCACCAGUCAGUGAGAGAUAAGGAACCACUUACAGCCAAUCAUCUCACAGUACUGUAGGUCUCUGUAAGGUUCUGAGGAAAUCGCUACACUACCUGUGUUGUCAUAGACAUUCUGCUGAAGGAUCCAAGUUGAUCCAAACAAACCCUGCAUGAAGACACUGAAAACCAUAUAUACACGUAAAACACACACUGUUUUAUCUGUGUAUAUAUAUAUAUAUAUAGUAUAUAUAUGUGAAAACAAACUGUUUUUGUCCAUACAGUCCAUGUAUGUUGUCUUUGUACACUGUUGUACUGUUAAGUGGUACAGAUAUUGCAAUUCUCCAAACAAUGGGUAUACUACACACUAACAUGGCCAUCGCCAGCCAGUACAGCAACACUGGCAAACCCUUUACUAGAGUUGGUCAGAGAGGAAGGAGCAGUGUGUUUAAUCACCAGUAGGGGUCCUAGGUGGGCCGUUAACCUGGCAGGGUACUUGAACGACCAGAGUGAGACUGCUCUACUCCUCUCCUUGUGAGUUUACAGAACUCUUCCACAGUCUACUUUGCGCAAACACACACACACAAACGUGCAACAGACACACACACACACAGACAUGCGCUAGACAAAACACAUACAGUGGCAAGAAAAAGUAUGUGAACCCUUUGGAAUUACCUGGAUUUCUGCAUAAAUUGGUCAUUCAAUUUGAUCUGAUCAUCUAAGUGACAAUAAUAGACAAACACAGCGUGCUUAAACUAAUAACACACAAAUUAUUGUAUUUUUCUUGUCUAUAUUGAAUAUAUAAUUUAAAUAUUCACAGUUUAGGUUGGAAAAAGUAUGUGAACCCCUAGGCUAAUGACUUCUUCAAAAGCUAAUUGGAGUCAGGAGUCGAAUCAAUGAGACGAGAUUGGAGAUGUUGGUUAGAGCUGCUCUGCCCCAUAAAAAACACUCACAAAAUUGUUGUUUGCAAUUCAAAAGAAGCAUUGCCUGAUGUGAAUCAUGCCUCGAACAAAAGAGAUCUCAGAAGACCUAAGAUUAACGAUUGUUGCCUUGCAUAAAGCUUGAAAGGGUUGCAAAAGUAUCUCUAAAAGUCAGUCCACGGUAAGACAAAUUGUCUAUAAAUGGAGAAAGUUCAGCACUGUUCCUACUCUCCCUAGGAGUGGCCGUCCUGCAAAGAUGACUGCAAGAGCACAGCGCAGAAUUCUCAAUGAGGUUAAGAAGAAUCCUAGAGUGUCAACUAAAGACUUACAGAAAUCUCUGGAAGAUGCUAACAUCUCUGUUAAUGAGUCUACGAUACAUAAAACACUAAACAAGAAUGGUGUUCAUGGGAGGACACCACGGAAGAAGCCACUGCUGUCCAAAAAAAACAUUGCUGCAUGUCUGAUGUUCGUAAAAGAGCAUCUGGAUGUUCCAGCGCUACUUGCAAAAUAUUGUGUAGACAGAUGAAACUAAAGUUGAGUUGUUUGGAAGGAACACACAACGCUAUGUGUGGAGAAAAAAAUGCACAGCACACCAACAUCAAAACCUCAUCCCAAAUGUAAACUAUGGUGGAGGGAGCAUCAUGGUUUGGGGCUGCUUUGCUGCCUCAGGGCCUGGACAGCUUGCUAUCAUCAACUUAAAAAUGGAUUCCCAAGUUUAUCAAGACAUUUUGCAGGAGAAUGUAAGGCUAUCAGUCCAA
Messenger RNA from Salmo salar (Atlantic salmon), 6991 nucleotides. Its product is annotated as adenylate cyclase type 5. Gene Ontology annotation, cellular component: plasma membrane. The record is from RefSeq and is a predicted model, not a curated record. Gene Ontology annotation, biological process: adenylate cyclase-activating G protein-coupled receptor signaling pathway; cAMP biosynthetic process; intracellular signal transduction. Lineage: Eukaryota; Metazoa; Chordata; Actinopteri; Salmoniformes; Salmonidae. Gene Ontology annotation, molecular function: adenylate cyclase activity.